AAUGUAAAUGUCACAUAAUUUGACAGUUUCGGGCUAGGAUGGGUUGAGUCUGCGAAGUUGAAUUAAUUUUAAAAAUCAAAAAUGGUCCAGUUACUUUACAUUGUCGCUAGUUUACAUGUGCUAUUAUGUCCAUUUACAAAAGUUGAAGAAAGUUUUAACAUUCAAGCAACUCACGAUAUUUUAUAUCAUCGUCAUAACCUCACACAGUACGAUCACAAUGAGUUUCCGGGAGUGGUGCCGCGUACUUUCAUUGGACCUCUAGUAGUAGCAGUAUUUUCGGCUCCAGUGGGAGCUUUGUUACAUAUCACAGGAAUAAACAAGUUUUGGAUGCAAUAUGUAGUUCGUUUGUCUCUAGCAUUGAGUGUGAUAGUAACAUGGAGUCGCCUGAGGAAUUCGUUACAGAAGCAGUUUGGCAACACAUUUACUUGGUGGUACACAAUAGUGACUGUCACUCAGUACCACUUUAUGUUUUAUAUGAGCAGACCGCUACCUAAUAUAAUGGUACUUCCACUUGUACUUUUAGCAUUUGAAGGAUGGUUCUCAGGAAAACACAAACAAUUUAUAAUAUCAGCUGGUGCUUCUAUUGUUAUAUUCCGAUCUGAACUAGCCAUGCUCUUUGGGCUAUUUGUACUUAUGGAUUUGUACUUUAAGAAAAUUGAUAUUCAAAAGUUUAUCAAAAUAGUUGUGCCAGCUGGAAUUGGGCUAGUUGUCCUUACUGUGGCCAUAGAUUCCAUAUUUUGGGGCCGUUUAUUGUGGCCUGAAGCUGAAGUGUUCUGGUACAACACUAUUCUAAAUAAGAGUUCCAAUUGGGGUACAUCGCCAUUCCUAUGGUAUUUCUACUCCGCUCUGCCGCGCGGACUCGGCCCCAGUCUUGUGCUGAUUCCAGUAGGGGUUUACCUGGACCGGCGGCUGGUACCUCUAGUGGCGCCAGCCGUUACGUACAUCCUUCUCUACUCCAUCUUACCGCACAAGGAGCUAAGAUUCAUAAUAUACGUGUUCCCUCUCCUCAACGCAGCGUCGGCAGCUGCAUGCUCAUAUAUAUUCAUAAGACGAACCAAAGCGCCGAAAUUCGAGUUAAUGUUCUGGGUGAUCAUUAUUAUCAUAUUAGGAAAUAUUGUUAUGUCAUUGGCCUUUGUUCUGGUUGCAAUGAAUAACUAUCCUGGUGGAGUCGCUAUCACAAGGUUCCACAAACUUUUAAAGAAUGAACCAUUCGUCCAUGUACAUAUCAGCAAUCUUGCAGCUCAAACUGGUGUUACUAGGUUUACGCAAAUUAACGACCAAUGGGUGUAUAGUAAAAACGAAUCACUAGAAACAGAGCAACUUCAGGAGUAUACACAUUUACUUCUUGAAGCUAAAAGCAAAUAUUCUCCAAAUUUAAAAGCCUUUACUCACACACAUAUGAUUUUAGAUAGCAUCGAUACAUUCUCCCAAGUAGCAAUGAAUUAUAAAUUAAUGCCCCCUGUCCGUAUUAAAACUAGACCAGCACUUUUUAUACUUGAAAGAAAAGAUUUUCGGGAGUAUCCUUUUGCCAAAACGAUUGAUAGCACUAUUUUAAAUGAAAAUAGUGAGUCAAAUCAAGUUUCUACAGAAGAAACAGUUGUCAAUGUUGUAAAUUACGAUACAUCAGAUGAAGUUGUCGAUAAAGAGUCACAAACGGUGACUUAUGUCGAUGAAGAAGAAGAAAUACUAGAGGAAGAUGUACAAUUAAAGAGCGAGUCGAAAGAUGAUCAAGAAACUGUAAACGAAGAGAGCUCAAACGUAGACGUAAUACCAGAUUCUUCUCCCGAUCAAGAGAAAGUGCUUCCUGAAGUUAAUGAAGAGCCACUACUUGAGGCAAAAAAAGCGUUUGAUGAACUAAAACUGUUAAAACAAGAACGAAAACGAAAAGCGAUAGCAAAAAUUAAGUCUGAAACGCGUAAAGAGGUCGUUGCAUCAGCAAAGGAAAAGUUAAAGGAAAUAAUGAAACGCCAUAAACACAUAGCGGAAGAACUUUCCGAAGGUAUUGUGACCGAAAAGGUCGAAGAGACUGGAUCUGAUGGAAGAGGUGAUAUACCAGAGCCUGAAUUUGUAUUAGAACCUGAAACACCAGAACAUAUAGUUAAUGAAACAGAACCACCAUCACCCUUGCCAUCACUGGAAGAUCUUAUAAAAAGCGACGAUGAUAAAAAUCAUACAAACGAGAAUAUUGAUGCUAUAGUGGAAGAAGUUAUCACUAGACUGAUAGAUAGAAAAAUAUACGAUGAUAAAACGAAACCUGAAGAUAUUAAAGCUGAAGACAGACAAAUGAUUCAAAGAAUUGUGGAAGAAGUUGUUUCAGAGAGAAUGAAUUAUUCUAAAGGUGAAAGCAAGUGAAUAAUGUAAGAGUAUAUUUAUAUGCUGCGAU
This is a messenger RNA of Ostrinia furnacalis (Asian corn borer), 2383 nucleotides long. RefSeq names its product Alg12 alpha-1,6-mannosyltransferase (gene Alg12). Gene Ontology annotation, biological process: protein N-linked glycosylation. Gene Ontology annotation, cellular component: endoplasmic reticulum membrane. The coding region runs from base 82 to 2352 and encodes 756 amino acids. Lineage: Eukaryota; Metazoa; Arthropoda; Insecta; Lepidoptera; Crambidae. Gene Ontology annotation, molecular function: alpha-1,6-mannosyltransferase activity. The record is from RefSeq and is a predicted model, not a curated record. The transcript has 8 exons.